GGGGGUGGGGGGGGGCAGACAGGAUAGGGUUACUUUUGAUGUGUGAAAUUCAUCCUUAGAGAAAAUGGCUGUUGUGUCAGUGUAAACAGCCUGUGCAGUACCUGCAUUGCUGAAGGGGGAAGGAGAAGAGGAGGAGGAGGCGGCACAGACAUUGGAGCAAAUGUUACCUCUGCCUAUGAAUGUUUCCUGCCUUUAAGUAGCCCAAGCCUGCUGGUGUUCACCUCUUAACAUGCAUGUUGUAUGUUAAGCUCUUAUGGAGGAAGACCCAUCAUCGCCUCCACAGACCCCAAACCAAUGGGAGGGCAGCUGUACUGACCAUGAGACACAUUAAAAACUAAACGACAUCAACAUCCACACUGAAAUAAACGGAAAUAAUUUGAGAAAGUUUGCUUGAGAAACCUACACCCAAACAUGGCUGUGAAUACUGCCAAGACGUCAAGUUUUCUCUCCACAACUGCAACAACCGCCAAGGACCCCUUGCUCUCAACAGGCCUCGGACCCAGAGAAAACAUCACUUCAAGAGCAUUUAUGACUGUUACCCUAACAACGACAGCAGCAACAACAAACGAGACCAGCUUUAACGCCACUGCGGUUCCAGACGUGGUGAUUGAGGGCUCAAAUGUUGGAAUGCUGCUGGUGCCUUUUGGCAUCAUCACCCUCAUUGGCUUAGCGGUGGCAAUAAUGCUGUACAUUCGGAAACGGAAGAGGUUAGAGAAGCUGAGACAUCAGCUCAUGCCCAUGUACAACUUUGACCCGGCUGAAGAACAGGACGACCUGCUGGAACAGGAACUGCUGGAUCAUGGACGGGAUAGAAGCCUCGCAGGUCCAAAUGCCAAGUUUUGACAAAAAGGCAAAUAUGACUCUUACAACCACCCAGGGGACAACGCAGAGACCCAGUCGUUUGGUCUUCACAGAUGUUGCCAAAGCUCUCAAUGCUUAACAGCCCCUCCACCCUGACUGGUCAACCCCAGCCUAUAGGGGAGCUGUUGGCCGCAUACCCAGACACAGACUGUCACUAAUGACGGAAAAACAAAGGGAAGUUGACUGUUUUAGGUUCCAACUGGAGGACUGAUAAAUGUUUUCAUCACAACAUGUCAAGUGGCAGUGGUUGUAUCAAAGAAAAUACAAAGUGAGAACAAUGCAAAGGGUCAUUUAUGACCUUGCACUAUUAUUCACUGGGGCACCUAUUAAGUGUGACACCUUGUUUUUUUAAAUCAUGUUCUGUCAUUGUUAAAAUAUUUGGUAGCAUGUCAGUUUCUGCGAUCUACCUUUGUUUCAUAUGAGGAAUUUGUGAAUCUGUUAUAGUGGUUUUGUGGUCUUACACCUCUGGCAACCCCGUAAGCUGGAAGUCUCGCCAUCCUCAGUCUGUUUUCCUCUCUAUUUGUCUUCUGAACAGAGUGUGGAGUAAUAUUGUUUCCAUCUGUACACAUUAAAAACUUUACAAUCCA
This is a messenger RNA of Girardinichthys multiradiatus, 1448 nucleotides long. RefSeq lists its product as uncharacterized. The record is from RefSeq and is a predicted model, not a curated record. NCBI's taxonomy places the organism in Eukaryota, Metazoa, Chordata, Actinopteri, Cyprinodontiformes, Goodeidae. The transcript has 6 exons. Bases 412 to 843 code for a protein of 143 amino acids.